Molecule: messenger RNA, 957 nt
Organism: Rhizoctonia solani
Lineage: Eukaryota; Fungi; Basidiomycota; Agaricomycetes; Cantharellales; Ceratobasidiaceae
Product: methyltransferase domain protein
Exons: 5
Coding region: 1-957 (318 amino acids)
Biological process (GO): ergosterol biosynthetic process
Cellular component (GO): endoplasmic reticulum
Molecular function (GO): sterol 24-C-methyltransferase activity
Source: RefSeq, a predicted model, not a curated record
AUGCCCAGCGCUCCAAAAGCAAUCACUAUGGGCCCCGAUCACUGGAACGAUGGGCGUUCCAAAUCCCGUGUAGCCAAUUAUACCGCAUUUUGGGACAAGGACGCAGCGCAUGACGGAGAGGAGCACAAAGCCAACCGUGUCGAGAACUACCAGGACGUGAUUAACGGAUACUACGACGGCGCGACCGAGUUGUAUGAAUAUGGGUGGGCUCAGAGCUUCCAUUUCUCUCGCUUCUAUCGAGGAGAGGCGUUUGCUCAAUCCCUGGCCAGACACGAGCAUUACUUGGCCUCCAUGAUGAAGCUAAGACCAGGGAUGCGUGUCUUGGAUGUUGGGUGCGGAGUUGGUGGUCCCGCUCGUGAGAUCGCCAUAUUCAGCGGUGCCCAUGUUGUCGGAGUCAAUAACAACGAUUUCCAGCUCGGUAGAGCCCAAAGAUAUACUCACAAGGCUGGGCUUAGCUCCCAGGUCGAAUUUGUCAAGGGCGAUUUUAUGUCGCUCUCUGAACAAUUUGGAGAAGAUACAUUCGACGCAGGUGAGGAACAAAGCUGGCUUGCUCAUUACUACCAUACUCUUCCUAACUUCUACUCCCGCCCAGUUUAUGCGAUAGAAGCGACUGUACACGCGCCAUCUUGGGAGGGAGUCUACGGAGAAAUUCUGAAAGUGUUAAAACCUGGAGGAAUCUUCGGCGUCUACGAAUGGUGUAUGACCGACGCAUGGGAUCCUUCUAACCCAGCUCACAAGGAGAUCGUUCACGGAAUUGAAGUUGGAAACGGCAUCCCUGAAAUGCGCACCAUAAAACAAGCACUUCAAGCUCUCAAAACCUCAGGGUUUGAGAUUUUGCAUGAAGAGGACCUUGCAGCCCGACCAGACGAGAUCCCCUGUCUGGAGAAUGUCCUGGAGCGGAAAGCUAAUUACUCAGACAGCCGUGAAGUGUUUGGAGGCCGCCGGGCUGGUACCUAA